AUGUUGAUUGUGGAGCAGCUACUGCUCAUGUCAGUGCUGAUCAGAGCAGAGCAGCCAGUUUGUAAGCGACAGGGCAAUGCACAGCUCUCCGAAUUCUCUAAAGAUGGAGACCUUAAAAUUGGCGGCAUCUUCACUUUCUACACUGGGUAUAAUGGGGUAAUUCCACAGUUUAACCGCUUACCUCCUCUACUAAAGUGCAAGGAUAUAAAUUACAGGGAACUUAAAUUUGCCUACACCAUGAUCUUCGCAAUAGAAGAAAUAAAUAAAAACCCAAGUAUCCUCCCGAACCACACGGUGGGGUAUGAAAUCUUUAAUGCAUGUGGAUUCUCUAAUAUCCUUCAGUCUGCACUUACAUUGUACAAUGGACAAGCAGCUUUCAUUGAUGAAAGAAACUGCACUAAGGCCAAUUCUGUGCAGGCUAUAAUAGGCCAUUCAGGAUCCACUCCAACCAUUGGGAUUGCAAGAAUAACUGGCAGAUUUCACAUACCCACGAUCAGUCAUUUUGCUACCUGUGCUUGCUUGAGCAACAGAAAAGAGUUUCCUUCCUUCUUCAGAACUAUUCCCAGUGAUUAUUACCAGAGCAGAGCACUGGCCCAGCUGGUGAAGCAUUUUGGCUGGACUUGGGUGGGUGCAUUAAGCAAUGACAAUGAUUAUGGUAAAAAUGGCAUUGCAACAUUCAUUAAAGCCGCUCAAGAGGAGGGCAUAUGUAUUGAGUACUCAGAGGCAUUUGAAAGCACAGGAUCCAAAACAUCACUGACAAAAAUUUUAGACAUUAUCAGAAGCUCCACAUCUAAGGUAAUAAUGGCCUUCAUGUCACACAGAGAGAUCAAAAUACUGGUGGAUGAGUUAUACAGGCAAAAUAUUACAGGAAUGCAGUGGAUUGGAAGUGAUGCCUGGAUCACAGAUGACUCUCUUGAAGAUAGCCUGGGCCACACAUUGCUAAUUGGAUCUAUAGGAUUCACUGUUCGCAAUGCUCAGAUCCCCGGACUAGGCCCUUUUCUACAGGAAGUCAACCCAUCUCAAUUUCCUAACAGCAUGUUUCUUAAAAAAUUCUGGGGAAGUGUGUUUGAAUGCUCUUUUAGCCCAAAUAAAACACAAAGGAAAUGUAAUGGCUCUGAGCACUUAAAAUAUGUCAAACAUCCUUUCACUGAUGUGUCUGAUCUUAGAUUUACUAACAAUGUCUUCAAAGCUGUGUAUGCAGUUGCUCAUGCACUGCACAACUUACUCUCAUGCAAGCAACAAGAAGGGCCCUUUACUAAUGCCACCUGUGCCCAACCAUCAACAGUACAACCCUGGCAGGUUUUACAAUAUCUGCAAAAUGUGAAUUUCAGUAUCAAUGGUGGAGAAACAUUGUUUUUCGACAGCAAUGGAGACUCUCCUGCAAGAUAUGAAUUGGUAAACUUACAAAAGGUCAGAAAAGGUACAAUGGAGUUGGCCACAAUUGGCUACUAUGAUGCAACCCAGCACCGAGGCCAAGAGUUUACCAUAAACAAUGUCGAAAUCAUCUGGGGAGGAGGCUAUAUGAGUGUUCCUGUAUCCUUGUGCAGUGAGAGCUGUCCCCUGGGCACUAGAAAAGCUGUGUUGAAAGGAAGACCCAUCUGCUGUUAUGACUGUAUUCCAUGUCCUCCAGGAGAGAUUAGCAAUGCAACAGAUUCAUCUGACUGUUUGAAGUGCCCUUUUGGAUACUGGUCCAACAACAGAGGUGAUGAGUGUAUCAUAAAGACAGUGGAAUUCCUAUCAUUCACAGAAAUGAUGGGUAUCAUUUUGAUGAUGUUUGGUUUACUUGGGGCAUUUUUAACUGUGUUUGUAUUUGUAGUUUUCUUUCACUACAGAGAUACUCCCAUAGUAAAAGCCAACAACUCAGAGUUGAGCUUCCUGCUGCUCUUCUCACUGACUCUGUGUUUUCUCUGUUCACUUACUUUCAUUGGUCGGCCCACUGAGUGGUCCUGUAUGUUACGUCACACAGCAUUUGGGAUCACUUUUGUCCUCUGUCUCUCCUGUGUUCUGGGGAAAACAAUAGUGGUGUUAAUGGCCUUCAAGGCUACACUUCCAGGCACUAAAGUCAUGAAAUGGUUUGGCCCUCCUCAACAGAGACUCAGUGUUCUUGCUUUCACACUUGUACAGGUAAUUAUCUGUGUACUUUGGCUGACAAUAUCCCCACCUAUUCCAUAUAUGAACAUAAACUCCAAUAGAGAAAAAAAUAUCCUUGAAUGUCAUUUAGGCUCAGCUGUUGGUUUUUGGGCUGUGUUGGGUUACAUUGGCCUACUGGCCAUCUUGUGCUUCAUUCUAGCUUUUCUGGCUCGAAAACUGCCUGAUAACUUCAAUGAAGCUAAAUUCAUCACAUUCAGUAUGCUUAUAUUUUGUGCUGUAUGGACUGCCUUUAUCCCAGCUUAUGUAAGCACACCUGGAAAGUUUACAGUUGCUGUGGAGAUAUUUGCCAUCUUAGCUUCCAGUUAUAGCUUACUGAUUUGUAUUUUCUUUCCAAAAUGUUUUGUCAUCCUUUUAAGGCCAGAUGCAAACACCAAAAAUAAUUUACUAAGAAAAGUGCCACAUUAA
Xyrauchen texanus (razorback sucker) is the source of this 2556-nucleotide messenger RNA. RefSeq names its product extracellular calcium-sensing receptor-like. Gene Ontology annotation, molecular function: G protein-coupled receptor activity. Lineage: Eukaryota; Metazoa; Chordata; Actinopteri; Cypriniformes; Catostomidae. Gene Ontology annotation, cellular component: membrane. The transcript is spliced from 6 exons. The record is from RefSeq and is a predicted model, not a curated record. Gene Ontology annotation, biological process: G protein-coupled receptor signaling pathway. The coding region runs from base 1 to 2556 and encodes 851 amino acids.